AUGAACAGACGCCAUCAGCCUCCUCCUCCAACGUCGUCAUCCUCCUGCCUUGUUUUCGUCAUCACCAACGACACAAUCAUAUGUUACAACUCACGAUUGAUUUCCUUCGUAAGUUUAGAUGAAAUGGAAUCGAUUCAAAAGGAUUUGUUUAAGAGACAUAGUGAUUAUCAUAUCGUGGAUGAAGAAAUUGGGAUGAAAUUGGACUUCAUUUGGGCACCUUAUGCUACUAAUCUCGCUCAUGUCAUUACAGAAUUCAAAAGAAACAAUACUUACCCAUAUGUGUUAGUGAUGGGUUCAAGUUUAUGGCAUAUGUUACACUUCACAUAUUAUUCCGAUUACAUGGUUUCAUUACGAUUUCUAAGGGAAUCCUUGAUUCCAUUCCUUCCAGUGGGAUUUGCUUCUACUUGGGGAUUCCAUUUGUUUUGGCUAGGCAUGCCAACUUUAAUAAACAUAAUGCCGAAUACAUAA
Molecule: messenger RNA, 468 nt
Organism: Lactuca saligna
Lineage: Eukaryota; Viridiplantae; Streptophyta; Magnoliopsida; Asterales; Asteraceae
Source: the annotation of a GenBank genome assembly